This is a messenger RNA of Camellia sinensis, 3773 nucleotides long. RefSeq names its product RNA-dependent RNA polymerase 1 (gene RDR1). Gene Ontology annotation, cellular component: nuclear RNA-directed RNA polymerase complex. Gene Ontology annotation, biological process: siRNA processing. Lineage: Eukaryota; Viridiplantae; Streptophyta; Magnoliopsida; Ericales; Theaceae. Gene Ontology annotation, molecular function: RNA-directed RNA polymerase activity. The record is from RefSeq and is a predicted model, not a curated record.
CUCUCUCUCUCUCAUCUAUAUAGUAUGUGUACAUACAGUAUGUAUAGUCCUUCACUACUAAGUAUGUGUACAUACAGUAUGUAUAGUCCUUCACUACUAAUAAGGACUAUAUAUUUGGUCCAUUCUGUGAGCCUCCUCGUUCAUUUUCUGCUUGUGAAGUCUCUGCAUCUGCUGGAAAAGUCGCUUGGACUCAAUGGGUAAGACAAUUCAGCUUUCUGGGUUUCCUCACCUUGUGUCUGCAGAAAGGGUUAAGGAAUUCUUGGAGAAACAUACUGGCAAAGGAACUGUAUAUGCUUUAGAGGUUAGGGAGCCCAAAAAAAGAGGAUCAAGAACAUAUGCUACAGUUCAAUUCACUUCUGCCAAAAGUUCUGAGCAUAUUAUCUCCUUGGCUAAUCAACGCCUGUAUUAUGGAUCUUCUUAUUUGAAGGCUUACGCAAAGGACUUCGAUAUUGUACAAAAGCCAAAGGUCUAUGUGCACGACAUGGAAAGUGUAACUCUAUAUUUUGGAUGUCAGAUCUCAAAGGAGAAGUUUUCGGUGCUCUGGAAAAAGGCAAAUGUCUCUGUGAAAUUUGGUUUUGGACUAAGAAAACUGUAUUUUUUCUUGUCCUAUCUUUCUGUUGAGUACAAGCUCGAGUUAUCCUAUGAGAACAUCUGGCAGAUUGAGCUUCGUCGUCUGCAAGGUCAAACUGCAAAGUUUCUGCUCAUUCAGUUGCUCGGUGCUCCUCGGAUAUAUGAGAAAUAUGAAGGAUCUGUUCUGAACUUUUUUAAGGAAAUUCCUGAUGACCAAUGGGUCAGGUCAACUGAUUUCACUCCGUCGCACUGCAUUGGCCACUCUUCUGCUUUGUGUUUGGAGCUUCCAAGUUGGGUUCCGCUUCUAAACUUCAGUGACUAUUUUGCAUAUUAUAGAGAGAAUGAAGGCCCAUUCGUUUUGAAGAGUGGUUCCACUUUUUCUCAAAAUUUGGAUCUAGUACCCAUAAUGGGUCCUCCUCAAGGACUCGAAUUGCCAUAUCAAAUAUUGUUCAGAAUCUGUAUGUUGGUUCAGCAAGGGUGUAUUCCAGGACCAGCACUUGAUAUCAACUUUUUUCGGUUGGUUGAUCCCAAAAGAAAUGAUAUUGCAUGUGUAGAAUAUGCCCUUGAGAAACUAAUUCAUUUAAAGGAAUGCUGCUAUGAACCUGUGAGGUGGCUCAGUGAACAAUUCAUAGAACUCCGCAAAUCAAGGCAGCAUCUUAGAACACCUGCUAUUGCUUUGGAUGAUGGAUUGGUGAAUGUACGCAGGGUUCAAAUAACUCCAUGCAAAGUGUAUUUCUGUGGUCCAGAGAUUAAUAUGUCUAACCGUGUAUUACGCCAUUAUCACGAAGAUAUUGAUAAUUUUCUUCGGAUUUCUUUUCUUGAUGAGGAGUUGGAUAAGAUGCACUCAACAGAUUUAUCCCCACGCAUAGCUUCUUCAGAUGAGGAAAGAAGAACGGCCAUUUAUAAAAGGAUUCUGUCAACUCUUAGAAAUGGCAUUGUUAUUGGCAAUAAGAAGUUUGAAUUUCUCGCCUUUUCAUCGAGUCAAUUACGGGAAAAUUCUGCAUGGAUGUUUGCUUCGAGACCUAUGCUAACUGCUGCUGACAUAAGAAAGUGGAUGGGUGAUUUUCAUCGGAUCAGAAAUGUGGCAAGGUAUGCCGCCAGACUUGGUCAAUCUUUCAGUUCCUCCAGGGAAACUUUGAGUGUUGGUAGGGAUGAAUUUGAAAUUAUUCCUGAUGUAGAGGUUGUAAGAGGUGGAAUCGAAUAUGUUUUCUCUGAUGGAAUUGGGAAAAUAUCUGCUGACUUUGCUCGGAGAGUGGCUGUAAAAUGCGGCCUUAAAAGUUCGACUCCAUCUGCCUUUCAGAUUCGAUAUGGUGGAUACAAAGGAGUUGUGGCUAUUGAUCCAACUUCAUCAAUAAAAAUGUCUUUAAGAAGGAGUAUGUUUAAAUAUGAAUCGGAGAACACAAAAUUAGAUGUUUUGGCAUGGAGCAAGUAUCAACCUUGUUUCUUGAAUCGCCAGUUAAUCAGUCUUUUGUCUACCCUUGGGGUCAGGGAUCGUAUUUUUGAAAAGAAGCAAAAAGAAGAAGUAGAUCAACUUGAUACCAUCUUAACAGAUCCUUUAAGGGCACAAGAGGCACUGGAAUUGAUGGCUCCAGGAGAGAAUACUAACAUCCUCAAGGAAAUGCUUAUGUGUGGAUAUAAGCCUGAUGCUGAACCAUUCCUCUCAAUGAUGCUACAAACAUUUAGGUCGGCAAAGUUGUUGGAAUUGCGGACUAGAACAAGGAUAUUUGUUCCAAAAGGAAGGUCAAUGAUGGGAUGUCUAGAUGAAACCAGAACCUUGGAAUAUGGGCAGGUAUUUGUGCAGUUUUCUGGUGCUGGAGAUAGGAUGCAUGGUGAUAGUGGCUCGUCACAGCGCAAAUUUAUUGUUGAAGGGAAAGUAGUUGUUGCUAAGAACCCAUGCUUGCAUCCCGGUGAUGUUCGUGUCUUGAGGGCUGUUAACAUACCAGCAUUGCACCAUAUGGUGGAUUGUGUUGUUUUUCCGCAGAAAGGAUUGAGGCCUCAUCCGAAUGAAUGUUCGGGGAGUGAUUUGGAUGGAGACAUUUACUUUGUCUCUUGGGACUCUGAUCUGAUUCCACCGCGGCAAAUCAAACCCAUGGAUUAUACCCCUGCACAAAGUAUGCUGUUGGAUCAUGACGUUACAAUUGAGGAAGUCGAGGAGUACUUCACGAACUACAUUUUGAAUGACAGUUUGGGAAUUAUUGCAAAUGCCCACACGGUUUUUGCAGAUAGGGAACCUAACAAAGCAAUGAGUGAUCCUUGUAUAAGGCUUGCAGAGCUAUUCUCAAUUGCAGUUGACUUCCCAAAGACUGGUGUACCGGCUGAGAUACCAUCUGAUUUACGUGUCAAAGAGUAUCCAGAUUUCAUGGAAAAGCCAGACAGGACUACGUACGAAUCAGAACGUGUGAUUGGAAAGCUUUUCCGAGCAGUGAAAGACAUUGCACCCCACUUAAACUCUAUUGAAUCUUUCACGAGGGAGGUGGCGAGGAAGUCAUAUGAUCCUGACAUGGAAGUGGAUGGUUUUGAGGAUUACAUAGAUGAUGCUUAUGAUUACAAGAAUGAGUACGAUUUCAAGUUGGGAAAUCUCAUGGAUUAUUAUGGGAUCAAAACAGAAGCUGAAAUACUUGGUGGUAGUAUCAUGAAAAUGUCGAAAACUUUUGACAAAAGAAGGGAUUCAGAAGCCGUUGGAUUGGCUGUAAGGUCUUUGAGGAAGGAAGCUAGGACUUGGUUCAACAGGAAAGAAGCUGCAUCGGGUGUUGGAACUGACGAUGUAUAUGCAAAAGCAUCAGCUUGGUACCAUGUUACAUACCAUCCUAGGUAUUGGGGUUGCUACAAUGAAGGAAUGAAUCGGGAACAUUUCCUUAGUUUUCCAUGGUGUGUUUAUGACAAGCUGAUCCAUAUUAAGAGGGACAAAUCUAGUAUUAGGAGGGCUCUCCAUUUGUCCUCUCUUGAACGGCAAUUCAGUUAUGGCUUGAGUUUGAGUUAGAUAUUCAGCAAAAUCCAAUUCCACGUUUAGUCGAUUUGAUGCAUUUGAAGAUAACCAGAACUUUAUUAUGUAAUAUAUAUGGGUGUGUCUGUAUUUUAUCUUUGUUGCUUAUUAUGUGUGUAUAUUUUCUGAACUAUUAGAUGUAAAUGCUCUAUGCUGAUGAUUGGUACUGGAAACUAGUAAUAUGUGAUUGGAAAGAUUUUGGGGUUUUCUUUUUCUUCCU